AUGGAUGAGUUUUAUAUAGCUGCUUUAGAAAAUUUAGAGCGACAAGAAAAUGCUCUAAAUUAUAGACAAUUCCAUCACGAAGAAAGUAAUUUAGCAUCUGUUUCCCAACCAUCAGUUUCGAGAGCUAUAGAUGAGGUAGUAAAUGCUAUGAACCAACCAGAAAUAUUUGAAUACUGGGUAAAGUACCCAUCAACAUUAACAGAGUUACGACAAACUAGAGAAAAAUUUAAUGCUAAGUUCAAUUUUCCUGGAAUAGUGGGCAUCAUCGAUUGUACUCAUGUUGGAAUUUUUCCCCCUAAAAAGGAUGAUCCUGAUCAUCCUGAAUAUAUAUAUGUUAAUAGAAAGAAUUAUCAUAGCAUUAAUGUCCAACUAGUCUGCGAUUCGGACAUGAAAAUAAUUAAUGUUUCAGCAUUAUAUCCAGGCAGUGUAAAUGAUGCUUAUAUUUGGAAUAAUUCACUACUUGAACCUACUCUUAGGGAAAUAUAUAACCGUUACCCUGAAGGAUUUUAUCUUUUGGGAGAUUCUGGUUACCCCCUGAGACCUUGGUUAAUGACACCCUUGAUGCAAUUUCAACCAAAUUCUCCAGAAGAAAGGUACAAUAAAAAAUUUAAAUAUGUUAGAUGCUUAAUUGAAAGGUGUAUUGGCCUUUUGAAAAUGCGUUUUAGGUGUUUGUUAAAACACAGAAUUUUGCAUUAUUCACCAGUAAAAGCAUGUAAAAUAGUAAACGCAUGCACUAUUUUACACAAUAUAUGUAUUGAAAAUAAUAUACCAUUUCAACAAGAUGAUGAAAUUCAUUACAUAGAAGAAAUUGACUUAGGAAUAUUUGAAGCAAUUGACAACGAAAGAGAAAAUAGACAAGGAUUAAAUGAAGAGUUAUUAGCAGGUAGAAGGAUGCAGCGUCGUGUCAUAAGAUAUUUUCAUAGAAAUUAG
Messenger RNA from Aphis gossypii (cotton aphid), 930 nucleotides. Its product is annotated as putative nuclease HARBI1. Bases 1 to 930 code for a protein of 309 amino acids. Lineage: Eukaryota; Metazoa; Arthropoda; Insecta; Hemiptera; Aphididae. The record is from RefSeq and is a predicted model, not a curated record. The transcript has 6 exons.